AUGUCCACUGAACCGAGAGAUAUAUCAAUGAUUGAUGUAUCUAAUGCAUUGACUGAAGUAGACAAGCCAGAAGAACCUAUUGCACCACCAACCAGAAGAAAAUCCACGUUAAUUUUAACCGACGAGGAUAUGAAAAUCGACCAAAAUCAAAAUCAAACUUCACAACAUCCACAAACUCAACAAGAUUCACAAACCCAAAGUUCUCAUGACGAUAUGCAUAUAGAUCGUAGUCAAACCAAUUUAAGCAACACAUCAAACACCAAUUCCACAUCCAAUUCUGAAAAUGAACAAUCUCAACCACCAUCUCAACCAGAUUUAAAUGUUACCGUUCCUGUAGAAAUUAGAUGGACUCAAGGUGGUGAAAAAGUUUAUGUUACUGGAUCUUUCACUGGAUGGAGGAAAAUGAUUGGUUUGGCCAGACAACCUGAUAAUACAUUCUUAAUUACCUUAGGUUUGCCAAUUGGCACUCAUAGAUUCAGAUUUGUUAUUGAUAAUGAAUUACGAUUCAGUGAUUAUUUACCUACAGCCACAGACCAAAUGGGUAACUUUGUUAAUUAUGUAGAAGUUACACCAGAAAAUGUUGAGAUUUACUUGCAACAACAAGAACAAGAAAAAGCAAAAGAAGAAGAUCAACAACAACCACAAGAACAACCAACAAGUCCUUCACAAACCCCAGCUACUACUGAAGACAGAAGAUCAUCUUACGAUAAUGAAAUACUGAGAAGAUCCUCAGUAAGAGGUAGAACAGAUUCUAUGUGGAGAUUAACUAAUGAUGACGAUGAUAUGGGAGAUGGAUAUUCUAGAUAUCAUGAUGAAGAUGAAAAUUCUGAACCUACUAAAAAGUAUGAUUACAUAACCGAUAUCCCACCAAUUUUUAUUGAUCCUAAAGUCAUGGAACAAUACUAUAUUGCCAUUGAAAAACAAUCGAAAUCCCAAAAUGGUCAACAAGCUUGGUUACAUCCUCCACAAUUACCUCCACAUUUAGAAAAUGUUAUAUUAAACAAUUUUAAUUCAAUGGAUAGAGAUAAUAACUCCGGUGCUUUACCAAUACCAAAUCACGUGGUUUUAAAUCAUUUAGCUACAACUUCAAUCAAACAUAAUACUUUAUCAGUUGCAUCAGUGGUAAGAUAUAAAAGAAAAUAUGUUACUCAAGUUUUAUACGCACCAUUACAACAAUAA
Molecule: messenger RNA, 1179 nt
Organism: Yamadazyma jaroonii
Lineage: Eukaryota; Fungi; Ascomycota; Pichiomycetes; Serinales; Debaryomycetaceae
Source: the annotation of a GenBank genome assembly